AUUGCAAGUUGCAGGUUGAAUAUGGACUCCUUAGAGUGUUCUUACGAUGAAAAGGAGCGUGUGUGGAGUGGCGCAAAUCCGCCUUUAUUUUACGAUUUCAAUUGCUCCGUGGGAAAUAUUAUUUACAAAAACUUGAAGAAUUGUCCGAGCAAAGUGUGUCAGGUUUCAGAUAUUGAUGGCCGCGAAGUAACCAACCGGGAAUUGUUAACUUGGUCAACGCGCCUGGCCCUGCAUUUUAGGAAAAUCGGCUUACGGCAUGACGAUGUCAUCGGAAUUGUAGCAAAGAACAGCACCUAUACAAGCUCGGUGGCGAUUGGCUGCUUUAUGAACUGUACACCCUUCCAUGCUGUGAACUCGGUCUUGGACAAAGAAACAAUGCGCCAUAUUUUCAAACCCACUGCACCGAAAAUAAUAUUUUGCGAUGGUGAAGUUUACGAGAAAAUUCACGAAGCCACUCGCUCUGUGAAUCCAUUAUUCUAUACGCUGACCAACCAUAUUGAAGGCGUACCCAAAGUCGAAGACUUGUUGGAUCCCAUACCAAAUGAAGAACUUUAUAAGCCUGAGUCCUUGGUAUUGGGUGGUGAGCAGACAGUAGCUGUAUUAUGUUCGUCGGGCACAACGGGAGUGCCCAAAUGUGUUUGCAUUCCGAAUUAUUUGUUGAAAAUCAACUAUACAUUCGUAAAUAGCGAAGAUGUAAUCUUCACAAAUAGCAGCUUAGAUUGGUUAUCUGGUCUUUUCUUCACUUUCCUCUCUGGGAGUACAAGUUGUAAGCGUGUAAUCACCAAUAAGCCCUACACACCUGAAUAUAUGACCGCGCUAGUGAAGAAGUACAAUAUAUCAUUCAUACUAGCUGCGCCUCGACAUGUAUCCACUUUGAUCGCUUGUCCAACAGCCACUACAGAUAACUUCAGUUCCGUUCGCACUUUCUUGGUUGGUGGUGGCAUCAUUAGUCGGACUACUUUACAGCAUCUAAGAGAUUUACUUGAGAUUGCCGCAGUAGGUUCUAUUUAUGGCAUGACAGAAUGCGGCUUUUCAUCCAUGAACUCUGAUGAUCGGUAUUCCAAUGCUGUAGGUAAGCUAUUUCCCAACAUUAAGGCGCGUAUUGUUGAUGAAGAGGGUAACAAUUUGCCAUCGAAUGAAUUUGGUGAGGUUUUCAUAAAUACGGGUCAUGCUUGGAGUGGAUACUAUGGGAAUGCAAAUGAGACGAAACGUGUUCAAGAUUCGGAUGGUUGGUUCCAUACUGGAGAUGUUGGUUACUUUGACGAUAGUAAUGUGUUGUAUAUAGUUGAUCGUAAAAAGGACAUUCUCAAAUAUCAGGGUAUGCAUUACUGGCCUGCUGAAAUAGAAGAGGUGAUCAACGAAUUUCCCGAAGUGGAGGAUGUUUGUGUGGUGGGUGUUUAUGACGAAAGGCACGGGGAUGCCGCUGGUGCAGUAGUGGUGCUUCGCCAAGGAGCUAAGCUCACGAAAGAGCAGGUGCAGGAGCAUGUCAAAAAACGUUUACCAUUGGAUCAUAAGCAACUGCAUGCUGGUGUAAUUUUUGUAGAUCGACUACCCCAGAAUAAUAAUGGCAAAUCACUAAAAAAGGACGCGCAGGCCUUAUUUGAGAAUAAUUAAAAAUGUGAGCAUUUUGGGAAAUAAGAUAUAAGCUAAGUUGCAUGAGUCAAGGAAAUUGAAAUAUUUUCAUGUGCUGGUAAAACUUUGUACUAUAAAAUGUUGGAAAUAAAUUCAAUAAUUCAAUUUCGUUACCUACCAA
Messenger RNA from Zeugodacus cucurbitae (melon fly), 1753 nucleotides. RefSeq lists its product as uncharacterized. Gene Ontology annotation, molecular function: long-chain fatty acid-CoA ligase activity. Gene Ontology annotation, biological process: long-chain fatty acid metabolic process; fatty-acyl-CoA biosynthetic process. Bases 22 to 1614 code for a protein of 530 amino acids. The transcript is spliced from 5 exons. The record is from RefSeq and is a predicted model, not a curated record. NCBI's taxonomy places the organism in Eukaryota, Metazoa, Arthropoda, Insecta, Diptera, Tephritidae.